Molecule: messenger RNA, 3221 nt
Organism: Spirometra erinaceieuropaei
Lineage: Eukaryota; Metazoa; Platyhelminthes; Cestoda; Diphyllobothriidea; Diphyllobothriidae
Source: the annotation of a GenBank genome assembly
AUGGUGCUUAUGCAUUCACCGCCGCCCAACGCUGCCUACGAUGCACCCCAAAUCAACGUGAACGGCGCCGAACUGCAAGCCGUCGGCAAAUUCACCGACCUGAGCAACACCCACACUCGGAGCGCCCCGAUCGUCAAUGAAGUGGCCGCCAGACUUUCAAGGCUAGUCAAACCUCCGGUUGUCUUCAAAACACAGUUUGGAAUUUUCACGGUCUCCGUUUCAGCAUCAAACUGUAGACGCGCAAUGCAGUCAUCUUGGCGACGCUGCUGCAUUGAGACGAGUUGUGGACGGUUACAAGAAGCAGGCGCGAAGACUCAAUCAUGUCCACCUUACCUGUCUUCGACGGAUACUGAAGCUGGGAUGGCAAGACCAAAUCCCCUACACGUACGCACUGGAGCGGACGUUAAGCCUCCGCAUCUACGCCAUGCUGAGACAGACACAACUGAAGUGGAGCGACCAGCUCGUUUGGAUGGACGAAGAGCGGCUACCCAAAGGACUCUUCCAUGGAGAUGUCGUGAUGGGUUCCGUCGGCAAGGUGGUCAGGUGAGGUGCUACAAGGAUACCCUGAAGCGUCGGCAGAUCGGCCGGCCAACUGGGAAGACCUCAGCCUGGAUCGACCGAACUGGCGGAGGGCAGUGAAGACAACCGCGGCGGUCUACUAAGCCAACCGCAUCACCGUCGGGAAAGCCAAACGAGAGGCACGUAAAUCUCAGCUGCGACCGCCUCGCAAUGCCGACGCUCAACCGCAUCCGACCUGUUCGCGAUGCCAGCGGACCUUACGGGCACCAAUCUGUCUCAUUAAACCUUUUCCAACCAACUGCAACAUCCGGACGACACCACCUGAUGUCUUACUGUCCACCUUUGCCUCGUCCUCAACGCCGACAACUAACACUGGCCGCACUCUUAAAUCCCUAUCGCCUCAAAAUCCUCUGCGAUGACUCCUGCACCCGUAGCCGCUGCCCUGAAUCUUAAUACACCGACAAUCCUUAUCCUCGCCACCGUCAUCACCAGCGAUGUGGAUUCGGUCCAUUCCUGUCCUCAUUGCGAUCGCACCUCCGCCGUAAAUUCAUGCCUCACAUCGGUCUGGUCGGUCAUUUGCAAAUUCAUCUCACAGAGACUGUCGAACCGGUACUUGGGACAUCAACAUACACUCGCAGAAUCCGCCUCAAUUUUCCUUAUUGCAUCCGCACAUUCAGCCAGCUCAUGAGUCGACUAGGCCACAUAUGGAGUCACAAAAUCCCUAAUCAGAAGUCAGGGAAGACUGGAUGGGUUGGAGAACCUUUAGUAUUAAGGAAGUGUGUACAUAAGGCACUGCAAGCAGUCGCUGCGAGCGGUCUCUCCAGGCAAGUCGUGUUUGUGUCCGCCGUUGAGGUGCUUAGAUCCUGGCGCUUGUGUGAACCUUUCGCUCUACCUCAGUGUAUGCCAGCCAAUCAGAGAAGGGGCAGCGUUGACUGGCCUCAACCACUCGUGAGGACAGUGGCAUGCCUCGCGCUUCCCAACAGCUAAUCGACAGGGAGUGUGAGGCGGACAAUAAGGCAGCCGGACAAAGAGGCGGAGGGCAAGGAGGCGCGGACUGCUACGCGCCCACCAGCACCCGCACCUUUCAACAUCAGUGCCCAUCACAAGCACCCAAUUGCCACCUCCCACGCAAGUGGGAAGUGUGUUUCUUGCCUCCUUCACCAUGUACCUGCAUGUGUGAUUCGAGUCUGAGUCUACCACUGUACGUCAAGCACCGUUGGUUGGAAGGCUGCCGAGUUACGCCCCGACCUAGUCCCCUAAUUGCACUCGCACAUUCAGCCAGCCCAUGGGCGUACUAGGCCACAUUUGCAGUCACAAAAACCUACGGUAGACAACUGCCGGCUACACCACACCAUCCUACUUUCCCUCCCCAUUACUCGAACUUCCCAACACCAUAGCCCAUCACAAGCAUCCAACUACCAACUUCCACGCAAGUGCGAUAUGUGCUUGUUGGCUACUUCUCCAUUCGAAUCCUCUGCUGAAUGUGUGGUCGGAGUCUGAGUCUAUCACGGUGCGCCACGCGCUCUGGCUUGGAAGGUUGCCACUUGACGCUCCAACUCGGUGCAUGCAGUCUGCCCAGUUGUGAGUGUUCGUUUACAUUGACGGACUGGCGAGCUGAGAGCGAGGCUGACACGGCUUAUUCCUAAGGCGAGCUCUGGCCCUCUCACGCAUGUGACGAGUGCGUGUGUGCUUUAUGUGUAGUGCAUCCCUGUCGACGACUGAGUGAUUACCCAGCCUUUGAAAUGUAAUUGCCCAGGCAAAUGCAGAACCACGUAUCACCCUUCUGGGCCUAAAUGUCUGCAAACGUCUGCUACGUCGAGAUCAGCAAACCAUGGUCUUCGCAGCCUGGUGGGCGCUGGCGAUUCUCUGGCACCUGGUUCCCUGCCGGUAGGUGCGCUCGGUUCCCGCUAGGUACACAAGUCGUGAACAGGGGUUCCAGGUCAUUCUCGUCCUUCUGACCCGAUACGGUGCUGUUGUGGUUCUUCCUCAGAGUCAUGAUCAAGUUUUUGUUGUGGACAAGGGUGCGUGGUUGUACGCCUAGAUAAGGAGUCCGUCCGUGCCAGUCUCCUGCGCCUCCUCCCCUUUCCGAUCUCCUUGGCUAUGUCUUGACACCCGGCGCAGGCGGAGGAAGAGAAGAAAGGGCGGUAGAUGCUGCGCAAGUUCCCACGCACUAUAAACUAAUUCACGCGCAAGUCGCCGUACCUGCUUCACCUUGGUUUGGAGCACACCGUGGAAAUCGUUCGGCACGACAGCCGAACUGCCGUCGUGUGUGUGUGUGUGCGGCCGCUCCGGCGUCUGUCGCGCACGCCAUCACCACAGCCACACCUGACACAACAACAGGCACAGCCCCUGCAACCUCCAUUGUCAGAUGUGAGGGCCAGGACUACAUCUGCCCUCACUGCGAUCGUACCUUCACUUCACGCAUCGGCCUGGUCAGUCACUUGCGAAUCCAUCGCACAGAGACUGGCGAACCAGUGCCUGGAGCACCGACCUACACCCACCGCACUCGCCUCAACUGCCAACACUGCCCUCGCACCUUCAAUCAUCGCAUGGGUCUAUUCGGCCACAUGCGCAUCCACGAGAGCGGAAUUGACCACAAUUCCGAUACACCAACCACGCCCGUCAUGCCCAGCACCACCCUCGCACCAUCCGUCUGCACCACCACCAACGCCUCCUCUGUAGCUGUUAUAUCCCCCACGUAG